This is a messenger RNA of Falco peregrinus (peregrine falcon), 1475 nucleotides long. RefSeq names its product TEN1 subunit of CST complex (gene TEN1). The transcript is spliced from 4 exons. Gene Ontology annotation, molecular function: single-stranded DNA binding; telomerase inhibitor activity; telomeric repeat DNA binding. The record is from RefSeq and is a predicted model, not a curated record. Gene Ontology annotation, cellular component: CST complex. Gene Ontology annotation, biological process: negative regulation of telomere maintenance via telomerase. NCBI's taxonomy places the organism in Eukaryota, Metazoa, Chordata, Aves, Falconiformes, Falconidae. The coding region runs from base 320 to 700 and encodes 126 amino acids.
ACAUAACCCACAUUUUAAGUUUGGAGCACUCUGGAGGUCAAUUCGCUGCUGUAAGACCUUCAGGCCUCUCAAUAACAAUGUCAAAGCCUCAGCCAUCGUCAGUGCGGGAUCAGACCGCCUCGUGGACUCUGAUGCCCGCAGAAGUCCUUGCAGAAGGGCACAGCGAUCAUUCCCACUACGCCAACUACAAACCCAAGUGCCCAGAGGCUGCAGACUUUCCGCGUCCCCUCUUCAGCACACACACCAGCCUCUGACAGUCCCACGCCAGCGUGGGCCCGGAAAAGGAAGAGGAAGAGGAUGGAGGCCCAGUUUGUGUGAGAUGCUGCCAAGUGCUGCUGUCUAUUACUUCCCAUGGGAGAUCAACAGCUCAGUCCCAGAGGGGGAGGCGCUGAGGACAUUUGGCAGGUUACACUGCUACGACCUGGCCCGGUCCGAAGCCAUUCUCACUGCUCAGCAUAGCUCAGCUCACUACCACGUCUGUGUCGACACCAGGUUUGUGGAGCCAUUCCAAGCCCAGCCAGGAUCUUGCUACAUGGUCCUAGGAGAGACUGAACACAGGGAAGGUGAGAGUCCUGUGGUAAAGGCACGGAUAUUGACCUGCGUGGAAGGGAUGAAUGUACCCUUGCUGGAACAAGCCAUACAGGAGCAGAGGAAAUACUUCAACGAGAGACAGGAGCAGACGGAAAACAGGACAUCCUGACAGCAGCUCUGAGACCAGCCAUACACUGGUCCUUGCGCUGCCAUUUGCAACAAAUGUGUUAAAAGUAAAUUUGGAAGGUGGGUUUGCAAUGUACUGCUUUUUGUUGUGGCAAAUAGCAAAGUCAAGUCACCAAGCAGGGAAACACUUGAAGACUGUGAGUCAGCAUGUGACUGUGGGUUGUCUGUUCAUGCCAGGGGUCAUUACUGAAAAUAAGCUUUGGGAAGUAGGUUUCAUGUUUGUUUAAAAGGGUGCUUAAGGAAAAGGGGGCACUUGAGUUAUGGUCCUUUUGCAGUGCAAGGCUUGGACAUGUCAGAAGAAGUCUCUGAAUCUCAAGUUAAACAGCUCACACCCCACAUGCACUGCCAAAGCACAGUGGGUUACCAGGCUGUUGGCAGGUCGGAGGUAAAGGGCAUUAGUGCAAAGUUCGUUGGUCCUGCGUGGCUGUGGGUGCAUGAGUGCAUGUGUUUGGUCACCAUGACUCAGCUGCCACACAGGAAUGUUCCUGGCAAAACAAAUACCUGAACUGACCAACAAAGAAACAACAAUAAUGAGGAGUCACUAUUUUCAGUAGCAACUGCCUCUUCGGGUUUCCAGGAACUGGUGUCUUAAGGGAGGGGAUUGACGUUAGGUCUAAAAUAAAUAUUUGCAGUGCCCUGAGAACCACCACUUUACUUUCUUCCUUGACACAACUAAGUUUAGGAGACCUCAAAUAGCUAUUUUUAAAAGCAUCUAAAGGUUUUGAUUGCUAUUUUCCUAAAUAAAGAUUAAAAGAGAA